Molecule: messenger RNA, 2190 nt
Organism: Closterium sp. Yama58-4
Lineage: Eukaryota; Viridiplantae; Streptophyta; Zygnematophyceae; Desmidiales; Closteriaceae
Source: the annotation of a GenBank genome assembly
AUGUCUCCCUUCCGUGCAAGCCCAAAUUCAUCGGGCGUUUCUUCGAAUUCAACAUCCGAGCGGUUACCGUCAACCGCCAAACCUCCCAUGGCGUUUCGACUUCUGCUCGGCCUGUUAACCUUCUCCGAGCCGCCAAUCAGCGAGGCGGAAUGGUGGUUCUACUUAGGUCUCUCCGCGUUUCUCGUUGUGUUCGCGGGCCUAAUGUCGGGACUGACUCUCGGCCUCAUGUCGCUGAGCCCCGUGGAUUUAGAGGUGCUCGUUCAGAGCGGCACGGAGGACGAGCAGCGGCAGGCGGCGGCGAUUAUCCCCGUUGUGGAGAAACAGCACGAGCUGCUGGUGACGCUUCUGCUCUGCAACGCCGUGGCCAUGGAGGCCCUGCCAGUGUUUCUCGACCGACUCGUCCCCCCAGCCGUGGCCAUUGCUCUUUCUGUCUCCUUCGUGCUGCUCUUCGGUGAGGUGAUUCCCCAAGCCGUGUGCUCGCGGUACGGGCUGGCAGUGGGCGCCAAUCUCAUUCCCCUCGUGCGCUGCCUCAUGCUGCUCUGCUGGCCCAUCUCCUUCCCCAUCGCCAAGGUGCUGGACUAUCUGCUGGGGCAUGACGACCCGCUCUUCAGGCGCCAGCAGCUCAAGGCGCUCGUCAGCAUCCAUGGCGCUGAGGCGGGCAUGGGAGGGGAGUUGACGCGCAGUGAGACCACCAUCAUCAGCGGUGCCCUUGACCUCACACAGAAGACAGCGGAGGAGGCGAUGACCCCCAUAGAGUCAACGUUCUCUCUCAGCGUCAACUCGCGCCUUGACUGGGACACAAUGGGGCGCAUCUUGGCGAGGGGCCACAGCCGUGUGCCGGUGUACCGGGGCCAUCCCAGCAACAUCAUUGGCGUGCUGCUCACCAAAACCCUGCUCACCGUGCGCCCUGAGGAUGAGACUCCUGUCAGCUCCAUCUCCAUCCGCCGCGUGCCGAGGAUGGCAGCGAGUUUGCCGCUGUACAGUGUGCUGAACGAGUUUCAGAAGGGCAGCUCCCACAUGGCUGUCGUUGUCAAGAAGAAAACACCACCCCCCCCCACCCACGCCUCCCUCGCUGCUGCUGCCGCUGCCGCCGCUGGCGGUGCUGCUCCUGCUGCUGUGGGUGGAGGUGGCCUGGGGGGGUUGCAAGCGGGGAGUGCGGGGGAGCAGGCAGACGUGCUGACAAUCACCAUGCCCACGAGCACCUCCGAGUCCUCCCACCACGCGCUCUUCAACGACCCCACCUACUGCGAGACGCACAGCCAGGGGGGCGACAGCCGCCGCAACUCAGAGGACUUGCAUGAACAUGAAACAGCUGCUCUGGCGACGGGGGGUUCUUCCGCUGCUGCUGCCUUCGCCGCUGCUGCUGCCAGCGCGGGAUUUGAGCACACACAUGGGGUCGCUGGUGCUGCUGGCGGUGCUGGUGCUGCUGGCGGUGCUGGUGCUGGUGCUGGCGCAGGGGGGAUGCACGGUCAUGCUCCUGCUGUGGCAGAAGCAGGGUUGGGGCAAGCGCACAUGGCGGCACAUGCUCCCAUCAACCAUGUGACAUGGCAUGAUCAGCACCCAGGGAUGCCCCAUGCAAGAAGGGAAGGGGCAGUAAGGGCAGCAGGAGGAGGAGCAGGGGGUGUAGCAGGAGGGGGGGCAGCGGUGGGAGUAGCAGGGGGAGCAGGGGAGGAGGAGGAUGUAGACGUGGUGUAUUCGACCAAGGAGAGGAAGGCGAGGGCGGGUAGGAGGGAGGGCCAUGGGGCGAGUGGGAGGGCGGAGGGGCAGCGGAGGGAGCAGGAGCGGGAAGGAGCAGGAGGGGGGUGGAGGUGGGAGAGACGGGAUGAGACGGAGGAAGUGGUGGGGAUUAUCACACUGGAAGAUGUAAUCGAGGAGCUAUUGCAGGAGGAGAUAGUGGAUGAGACCGAUGAGUACAUAGACGUGCACCGACGCAUCCGGGUGGCAGCCAAAGUGGGGCUCAACAUUAUGCCCAGACGAGUCCCUUCAUCCUCCCGCAUGCUUGCCAACUCUUCACACAACCUGCAAGGCUUGGCCCGUCCAGAUGCCCGCUCCAACCCACCAGAUGUAGCCUCAGCAUUCGCUGCUGCCGCAGCUGCUGACUUCUCAGGCCUCCCCCGCACACCCCCAGGAGGGGCCAUGAGCGCCCCCACAGACUCAGGCAUUACGCAGCCUUUGCUUGAGAGAACCUGA